CCUGACACGCUAGGUUAUGGAGGACCAGCAGAUUGUAGUUUAUGUUUCAAUAUUUCCUCUAAAAAAAUCGCCUUUCUGAACGUUAAAUGUUCUCUGUGGAGACAAAUAACGUUGAAUGCGAUCAUAGAGGCUACUUUCAUGAGUACUAGGAAGUACCUAAGACUUGCGGACGGGUAUCAUGAAAGAAGCCCAUAUAAUCAGUCAAGCAAAUACUCAAACAAACAAUCGAAUAAUACGUCCGAGAGUCGCUCAGAGAGGUCUUCAAAUAUCAAUGGUGGAUCACGAAGCCGCAACAAUUCACCAAGGUCAAGGCAAAGCAACAUGUCUCCUCGAACACAACGAACGUCCUCAAGCUACAGCAAGACAAAAGAAUUAUCGAGAAGAGGCACCAGCGCAUCUCCAAUUGAACGCAAUGUUUCAUCACAUUCUACUAGUAAUGCAGUACUCAAAGUUGAUAGCAUUAGUACGGAUGAUAGCUUUCCAUGGUCUCAGCAUACUAGCUCAUCUGGAAAAACCUAUUAUUACAACUGUAAGACUGAAAAAUCCCAGUGGGAGAAACCAAAGGAAUGGAUUGAAAGAGAACACCAGUUGGAAAGAGAGAAGAAAAAACAUGAAAAUAAAGACAGAAGUGACCAGACACGGGAUAAUUCACACCCAAAUGUAUACAAAGAGAGAUUAUCUUCAAGAGAUUCCAACCAGGAGUUGUCAAAUAAAAGAGAUAGCCAAGGACAUGCAGUUAUUGGAAACAAAUAUGACAGAGAGAAAAUCACUCACAGCAGAGAUGAGAACAAAAGACAGUCUCAACAGCAUGCUCAAGAUAACAAAAGAAUGCCACAACAGGAUAGCAAGAGAAUACCUCAGCAGCAUGGUUCAGAUAACAAAAGAUUGGCUCAACAUGCUCCUGAUGGAAAAAGAUUACAUCACAAUCAGGCCAACAAUCAAACAUCAUCAAACUCUGUUGUUGUCAAAACCACAUCUGCAAAUACUAAUGCAGUUUCUACUACUGUUCAUAGGCCUGAUCAAGUAUUUGCAAAAGCUGAAACUAAAGUUUCACCAUCAGGAAGUUUACAGAAUGUUUCCCCAACAGUCACUCCAGUUAUCACAGUCAGUCAAAGUACAUCUCCAGCUGUCGCAACCUGUUCCCCUAUCAUGGUAACUUAUCGCUCUCCAGCCAACAUUCAAACUCACUCCCCUGUACAGCAAAAUGCCCAGAGAUUGCUACCAAUGUCUCAAAGAACCUCAACCAACACACCCCCACCUCCACCACCACCUAUUUUCCCCCAGGUUUCCCCAGCACAUAACAUAGUCACAUCACAAGCAAGACAUACUGAAACCUCUCCAAAGAAUGUAGUCCGGAGUAAUGUUGAGGGUUUGUUAAAACAACAAGAAAAUACAAUGUUUAAUGGUCUUCAUGGUCAGUUACAUCCCUUACAGCAAGCAACGUUAUUACAACAGGCUCAAUUCCAAGGUAGCGCUGUUGUUCGUCCCUUGGCCUCCCCCCAAGGUGUUGUAUCGUCACGAUCUCCAGGACCGUCCAGUUUCCAACCUAUUAAACAGUCCAACUCUACCCCUGGCUCCCCCCAGCCAUUCCACCCACGUCCCUAUCAAUCCAUGGCUCCUGCAGUGCAGAGAACCACUGUAACUUCUCUUAAACAACCCAUCCUACACCCUCCAGCCCAGUCUGUUAACCUUCAAGACUAUGUGAAUUAUUUCAACCGUGAUCUCACAACGCACAUCUUCGGUUGGCCAGCGGACACCGUCGAGAAACAGGCGCAAAGAUCAUCCGAUGAUACAACUAAUCUUUGCCUGAUGAACAGCAGAUUAAAAACGGACUUGAUUCCAUUAAACUUUCAUCAAAGUUUAACCCGGAUGCGAAUGGGUGUUGGAACAAAACGGAUUAAAUUUCUUCGCGAACAAACUCGGAAAUUGGAAUCGUCGGACGCUAUUAGUUAAGUUUCAAAUUCAGCGGAAUUUUUAAAUGUUUAAUGCAGUCUCUAAAAGAAGACCACGCUUGUACUAUAGUUAAUGCGUCGAGACCAUUGUAUAAAUUAGCCCUAUUUUACUCGAAUGAACAGUGCACUAACCCUAGCUACGAUUACCGCGACAGCGAUGAACAUAUGUACUGUGAAUAGGAAUAAAUAAA
This is a messenger RNA of Dendronephthya gigantea, 2143 nucleotides long. RefSeq names its product WW domain-containing adapter protein with coiled-coil-like. Gene Ontology annotation, biological process: regulation of autophagy; positive regulation of TORC1 signaling. The transcript has 12 exons. Gene Ontology annotation, molecular function: RNA polymerase II complex binding; chromatin binding. Bases 139 to 1953 code for a protein of 604 amino acids. The record is from RefSeq and is a predicted model, not a curated record. Lineage: Eukaryota; Metazoa; Cnidaria; Anthozoa; Malacalcyonacea; Nephtheidae. Gene Ontology annotation, cellular component: nucleus.